ACAGCAGUACACCAGAGGCAGGGAUGUUCAUUAUUUUCCUCAAAGUCUGAUCUCAGAGUUGUUCUUCUUGGAAAACUUGACCUUUGACCAGAUGGCAGUAACUUUUGAAGAUGUGACUGUUGAAUUUACUUGGGAUGAAUGGAAAUUCCUGGAUUCUUCUCAAAGAAAGCUCUACAGAGAAGUCAUGUGGGAGAACUACACAAAUGUCAUGUCCAUAGAAAAUUGGAAAGAAAACUGCAAAGCACAAGAACAAAGAGUUGGAUAUUUAGAACAUGAAAACAUUUCCUUUUGGCAAGGCUGGAGAAAUGCUAGCACUCAUAAAUAUGAGAAUCAGAAGUACGUGGAAACUGCACAUGAGGUGAAGUCCAAAGACAUAAAGCAGCAGGACCUUUCCCAACAUCAAGAGUGGUUAAAACUGUUCCAGGUACCAGGGUAUAGUGACUAUGAACUGAAUUUUGAAGGCAAAAGUCCCAGGAACUUAAAAUUUACAAAGUUUAUACCUUGGCAAUCCCUAGAAUUAAAACCCUCUCAAGACUAUGAUAGAGAAAUGUACGUGAAUAAUUCACAUGGUUUUCAAGGAAGUAGAUGUCAUGUUGGGAUAUCAUGGGAAAAUUUAACCAUGGAAAAAAAACAGAAGCUCAUAGUUAACCAUUCUUAUAUCCCAAUGGAGGAGGCCCUUCCAAACUAUAUUGGACAUAUAUGCCCAAAUGACCUACUGAAAGACUCUAUGGGAAGGAAAUAUUGUGCCUGUAAUAAAUGUAAAGAAAUAUAUUAUUGGAACUCACAGUGUCUUCUCCACAAAAAAAAUAAACUUGGAGAAAAGUUUUAUCAGUGUUCCGUCAGCACAAGGUGCUUCUCUCAGAGAUCAGACACAUAUAAACAUCCACGAGCCCAUGUAGGCAAAAGACUUUAUGGAUGUGAAGAGGUCUGCAGUAACUUUAGUCAGAGUUUAGGUGUUCACUUUCGACAUAGAGCCCAUAUGGGGGAUGUACCUUUUAUCUGUCAAGUGUGUGGUGAGAGCUUCGGUCAGAUCUCUAAUCUCCACAAUCAUCAAAGAGUUCACACAGAAGAGAAAAUCUAUAAAUUUGAGUGUGGUAAGGACCUCAGUAGAAAUCCAUUACUUAACAUUCACCAGAAACUUCAUACAGAAGAAAAACCUUUUAAAUGCAAUGAAUGUGGUAAGAGUUUUAGUCGGAGUUCAGUGCUUCAUGUUCAUCAGAGAGUUCACACAGGAGAGAAGCCAUUUAAGUGUGAUGAGUGUGGGAAGGGCUUCAGUCAGAGCUCAAAUCUUCGAAUCCAUCAGUUAGUCCAUACAGGAGAAAAGUCUUAUAAAUGUGAUAACUGUGGCAAGGGCUUUACCCAGCGCUCCAAUCUUCAGAUUCAUCAGAGAGUGCAUACAGGAGAAAAGCCUUACAAAUGUGACAACUGUGGGAAGGACUUCAGUCAUAGCUCAGAUCUUCGUAUUCAUCAGAGGGUUCAUACAGGCGAGAAACCCUACACUUGCCAUGAAUGUGGGAAAGGCUUCAGCAAGAGUUCAAAGCUGCUUACUCACCAAAGAGUGCAUACUGGAGAGAAACCCUAUAAAUGUGAGCAGUGUGGUAAGGGAUUCAGUCAACGUUCACAUCUUCUCAUUCAUCAGAGAGUUCAUACAGGAGAAAAACCCUAUAAGUGUGAUAACUGUGGAAAAGACUUUAGCCACAGCUCUAAUCUUCACAUUCACCAGAGGGUCCACACAGGAGAGAAGCCGUAUCAAUGUGCAGUCUGUAGUAGAGGUUUCAGUCAUAGUUCAGCUCUUCGGAUUCAUCAGAGAGUCCAUUCAGGAGAGAAACCUCGUAAAUGCCAUGAGUAUUAUAAAGGAUUUGAUCAGUAUUCACAAUUUCACAAUAAUUUCUGA
Molecule: messenger RNA, 1894 nt
Organism: Sorex fumeus (smoky shrew)
Lineage: Eukaryota; Metazoa; Chordata; Mammalia; Eulipotyphla; Soricidae
Gene: ZNF214
Product: zinc finger protein 214
Exons: 3
Coding region: 92-1894 (600 amino acids)
Biological process (GO): regulation of DNA-templated transcription
Cellular component (GO): nucleus
Source: RefSeq, a predicted model, not a curated record